UCUUAGGACAAAAAUCCUAUUUAUAAUAAUUUCUCCUAAUAAAAAUAGACAAUUUUGUUUUGGCCUUUUUGUCUUGGGGAGUGAUGGAACAACAUAUGAGAUGGGGAGCCAUGGAAGAAGAGUGGAGAAAGGGCCCUUGGACUACUGAAGAAGACAGGUUGCUCAUCGAAUAUGUCAAAUUGAAUGGUGAAGGAAGAUGGAAUAAUGUGUCUAGGCUUGCAGGAUUGAAAAGAAAUGGAAAGAGCUGCAGAUUGAGAUGGGUGAAUUACUUGAGGCCAGAUCUUAAGAGGGGGCAAAUAACCCCACAUGAGAAGAGUAUAAUUCUUGAGCUACAUGCUAGAUGGGGCAACAGAUGGUCAACGAUUGCUAGAAGCCUGCCCGGAAGAACGGAUAAUGAAAUCAAGAACUAUUGGAGGACUCAUUUCAAGAAAAAGGGAAAACCAUCCUCAGAAAACACGGAAAAGUCCCGUCUGCGGCUUCUGAAAAGGCAACAAUUUCAGCUACAACAACAACGACAAUACCAGCUUCAACAAGAAGAAAAUGGAAUGGACAUGAAGAAGAUAAUCUCGUUGCUUGAUGAAAAUGAUAACAACAAUGGUCUGCCGUACUUCCCUCAAAUGAGACAAGAAAUAAUUUACCCAAACACGAACGAUGAGUCGGGCUUCUUUUAUUCAAUGAUCAAUGGAUGUGCAACCAUGCUAGAGACCUCUUAUGAAGAUAUUAUGUGGGGUGGCUUGUGGAACUUGGAUGAUUUCCAUGGAAAUAUUCAGCCUGGGAAUGCUAUAAAAAGAGUUGGUUAACCAGCACACUUUAGCCACUAAUUUCAAUAGAACUUUCAAUAUCUGCUUAAGCACUGGAUGAUUGAGAACCACAAAAGGUUUUCAAGUGAGAGAGUAUGAUUGUUCUGCUUUUUUUUCAUUUUGGUUCCUCUUUUGUGUAUGUUAGUCUACUAAGGCAUUUAGAAUGACUGUUAAAUUUUGUGCUGCUAGCAGGCUGGUUCAACUUUGUGUCCAAAAAAGUUUGGAACACACAGACAAACUGUGCAACUCAAUGAAAUAAAACAAAACCAGCUUUUUUUUUUUUUUUU
Messenger RNA from Olea europaea var. sylvestris, 1087 nucleotides. RefSeq names its product transcription factor MYB24-like. The transcript is spliced from 3 exons. Gene Ontology annotation, biological process: regulation of DNA-templated transcription. NCBI's taxonomy places the organism in Eukaryota, Viridiplantae, Streptophyta, Magnoliopsida, Lamiales, Oleaceae. Gene Ontology annotation, cellular component: nucleus. Gene Ontology annotation, molecular function: sequence-specific DNA binding; DNA-binding transcription factor activity. Bases 84 to 800 code for a protein of 238 amino acids. The record is from RefSeq and is a predicted model, not a curated record.